AUGAUGGUCCAAAGCCAUUUGAUGUGGCUUGCCCACGUUCUUCCGGCUGUUGUACUCACCAUCACCGUGCCUACUCUAGCGACUCCCUCUCCAGCUCCGCCCUCGGGUUGUGGUUCUGAGAACUUGAUUGAGGAUGUGGCUUUUGAGUCUAUUGAUCUCGAUGACAGUGUGUGGGCUGUCCUGCCGCCCAAUGGCGGUGUCGCUGUUGAUGGAUACCUGCAUCUGAGUGCCGAAGCCAUCCAAUCACAGACCCUGUUGGCCCAGACAGUUACCGGCGCCGUUGCGGAAGAGAGUUAUACUGUCUCUUUCGAUUUCCGCCAGACAGCUGGCUCAGGCGUUGAUAGUACAACCUGUACCGUGAAUCUCCUACUCAAUGGCGCAGAUGUCGGCACCAGCACUCUCACAGCCGGUUCCUGGAAGACCAUCUCUAAGCAAUGGACGGCUGUUAGCUCAGAAGUCGACAUGUUCAUCCUGAUUAAUUGCCCUGAUGCGACGAUAUCGGGCGCAACAGUGGAUGUGAACAACAUCUCGUUCGAGAAGAGAUGUGGUUCAUCCGUCUCGACCAGCGCCUCGGUCCCUACCAAGACCCCAUCAGUUUCGCCUGUAGCUACCAGCACUCCGCUCGCUUCUUCUCUCUCCUCGUCUGGCCAUUCCAGUUCUGAGGGAUCGGAAUCUUCAUCGAACAUCUCCUCAGUCUCGCCAAGUAGCACCGUAGGCCCUAUCACCUUGACAACCACUAUCACUGGGCCCGUAAAUCCCGCUUCCAGCAGUGCCAUCGAGGCCUCAGCCUCAACCCCUGGAGCCCCAGCAUCUUCCGAGUCCACCGCACUUACAAUCCCUACGUCCGUGGACCCCACUAGCUCCUCCCCAGUAGGAGCCCCUACGCCGGAUAUGACAACCUCUACUGUCUUCACCACCCGCACUGCGACUAUCACAGCCUGUCCCUCGACUGUCACCAACUGCCCACUCACCGACAAGACAACUCACAUCACAACCGAGACUAUCGUUGUCUCGACCACCGUCUGCCCUGUUGAAGAUGCAACGACCACUACCGCGGGAUUCAGCCCUACCGGCCCAUCUGGCAACGGCAACGACUACACAAUCUCAACAAUCCUCUCAACCAGAACCGUCACCCUAACCCAGUGUCCAGCAACAGUAACUGGCUGCCCAGCUCGCGACCAGACAACACACGUCACGACCGAAACCGUCGUUGCCGGUACCACUUCAGUCCCCAUCAACACUGCCAUGACCACCACGGCACCUGGCGCAGUGCAUACAUCGUCUGUCCCUGUGCAGACAACCACUAUGGUCGUUGGCACUGAGACAAGGACUUCGACUGCUUACUCUGUUAUCACCGCCACAGGCACCGCUACUACCGAGGGUGGUGUUGUUGGUGAGACUAGUGUUUCUCACGUUAGUGGAAAUGGCCCUAGUUCCGGAGUGUCAGCGGGCGAGGGUGAAGGUGAAGGUUCGACCGGCCCUGGCUCUAGCUCUAGCGUCCCCUCUGGUAACAAUGCCGGCCACCUCUCCAGCCUGCCCGGCAUCACUCGCACACACAUUAGCUCAGCUACACCUUCAAACUUCACCGGCAUCCACUCAGCCACGGCCAAGGUUUCCCCCGUCACAGCCUCCUCUCAUACUAUCGCAGGUGCAGGUACAGGCACAGGCUCGGGUUCUACUACCGAAAGCAGCAGCUCAGCAAGUGCAUCGCCUGUGUUCAAUGGUGCUUCAUCCUUCACUGUUUCCGGCGUCUUGUCUGCACUUGGUGCUAUCGCCGCUCUCGCGCUUUUCCUUUGA
Messenger RNA from Penicillium samsonianum, 1797 nucleotides. RefSeq lists its product as uncharacterized. The record is from RefSeq and is a predicted model, not a curated record. Bases 1 to 1797 code for a protein of 598 amino acids. Lineage: Eukaryota; Fungi; Ascomycota; Eurotiomycetes; Eurotiales; Aspergillaceae. The transcript has 2 exons.